This is a messenger RNA of Drosophila serrata, 908 nucleotides long. RefSeq names its product Peroxiredoxin 3 (gene Prx3). NCBI's taxonomy places the organism in Eukaryota, Metazoa, Arthropoda, Insecta, Diptera, Drosophilidae. Gene Ontology annotation, biological process: hydrogen peroxide catabolic process; cellular response to stress; cell redox homeostasis. Gene Ontology annotation, cellular component: mitochondrion; cytosol. The record is from RefSeq and is a predicted model, not a curated record. Gene Ontology annotation, molecular function: thioredoxin peroxidase activity.
UCACACUUUCAGUUUUGUUUUUAAUUUGUAGCUUGUUAAAAAAUUCAGCCGGCUACUCGAAUCUGGACUUAAAAAGCCCUUAUCAGUACAUAAUAAUUAAGAUUGCAAAAUAACAAAAUGUCUUUCGUGGGACGCACACUUAUUCGCAACGUGCCGCUGCUUGGCAAGGGCAUUUUAAGUCGGCAGAAACAGUUUGCCGCCCGUCUCCUUCAUCAGACUGCUCCCCUGGCUGCAGUUCGCGUCCAGCAACCGGCACCCGAUUUCAAGGGUCUGGCCGUGGUGGACAACAACUUCCAGGAGGUGAAGCUGGAGGACUACAGGGGCAAGUACCUCGUGCUCUUCUUCUACCCACUUGAUUUCACAUUCGUUUGCCCCACGGAAAUCGUUGCAUUUAGCGAGCGGAUCAAGGAGUUCCAUGACAUCAACGCUGAGGUUUUGGGCGUAUCCGUGGAUUCGCAUUUCAGCCACCUGACCUGGUGCAAUGUGGACCGCAAGAACGGCGGCGUUGGCCAGCUCAAGUAUCCGCUCCUCUCCGAUUUGACCAAGAAGAUCUCUGCUGACUACGAUGUGCUACUGGACAAGGAGGGCAUCUCGCUGCGUGGCACCUUCAUCAUCGAUCCCAAUGGCAUCCUGCGCCAGUACUCCAUCAACGACCUGCCCGUGGGCCGUUCCGUUGAUGAGGUACUGCGCCUGAUCAAGGCCUUCCAGUUUGUCGAACAGCACGGAGAGGUGUGCCCGGCCAAUUGGAACCCCAAGACAAACCCGGCCACCAUCAAGCCCGAUGUGGAGGAGUCCAAGAAGUACUUCACCAAGCACGGCUAAGAGGUCCUUUGAUACCUUCUUAACACACCUGAAGAAACAUUCACCACAAACAAAAGACUCCAACUAAUAAAGAGAAUAAUAUUCUA